AUGAAAUUUGCCAAUUUAUCAACAAUUGACUUCAUUAAAAUACUGGAACAAGCUAGUUCUACACAUGGUGCAAAUAAAUUAUAUUACAGCAUCCGAAAUGCAAAUAUAAUCAUUCAAAACUUUGAAGAUGCAAUUUCAUUUCUUAAAUCAGUCAGUAAAUUCAUGAAAAUGAGAAUACUUGACGGUACUAUUGAUUUUUUGGGCCAAUUUGAAAUGCCAAAGUCUGAUUUAAUCCCGCAAAUCAAUCAAAUUACCAAAGAACAAGAAAAGAAGGAGAUUAUUACAAACAAAGAAGAACUUAACAAUUCUGAGGAUUUCGAGUGUAUGUAUAAAUUCUUUGAAGAUCUUGCAUCCCAAGGCGAUCAAAAAACUAUUUCAGAAUCUUGUGAAAGCGGUCUCUGGAAGAUUAAUGGAUCUAACGGCAACAAUGUACUUCAUGAAGCUUGUUACAAAGGAAAUCUCACACUUACUAAACUACUCAUUGAAAAUGGUUGUGAUAAGGAAUCAAAGAAUAAUUUUGGCACUAGUCCACUCGUUCAUGCAUCAGCUGGCGGUCAUCUUGAAGUUGUUAAAUAUCUUGUCUCAAUUGGAGCUGAUAAAGAAGCGAAGAAUAAAGAUGGAAAUACUCCAUUCAUUGUUGCAUCAGCUGAAGGUCAUCUUGAAGUUGUUAAAUAUCUUGUCUCAAUUGGAGCCGAUAAAGAUGCAAAGAAUAUUGAUGGGCUCACUUCACUCAUUGUUGCAUCAAACUAUGGUCAUCUCGAAGUUGUUAAAUAUCUUGUUUCAGCUGGAGCUGAUAAAGAAGCAAAGAAUAUUAAUGGAUUCACUCCACUCAUUGCUGCAUCAAACAAUGGUCAUCUUGAAGUUGUUAAAUAUCUUGUUUCAGCUGGAGCUGAUAAAGAAGCAAAGAAUAUUUAUGGAUUCACUUCACUCAUUGUUGCAUCACAAAAUGGUCAUCUUGAAGUUGUUAAAUAUCUUGUCUCAAUUGGAGCUAAUAAAGAAGCAAAGAAUAUUAAUGGGCUCACUUCACUCAUUGCUGCAUCAAUUAUUGGUCAUCUUGAAGUUGUUAAAUAUCUUGUUUCAGCUGGAGCUGAUAAAGAUGCAAAGACUAUUGAUGAGCUCACUUCACUCAUUAGUGCAUCAAACAAUGGUCAUCUUGAAGUUGUUAAAUAUCUUAUCUCAGCUGGAGCCGACAAAGAUGAAAAGAAUAUUUAUGGAUUCACUCCACUCAUUAGUGCAUCAAGCAAUGGUCAUCUCGAAGUUGUUAAAUAUCUUGUCUCAAUUGGAGCUAAAUAA
Trichomonas vaginalis G3 is the source of this 1293-nucleotide messenger RNA. Its product is annotated as ankyrin repeat protein family. The coding region runs from base 1 to 1293 and encodes 430 amino acids. The record is from RefSeq and is a predicted model, not a curated record. Gene Ontology annotation, molecular function: protein binding. The transcript has a single exon. Lineage: Eukaryota; Parabasalia; Trichomonadida; Trichomonadidae.